UUCCUCCUUGCAUAGUCUAUAAAUAUACAUAUCUAAUAAUGUCGUUUUCAAUAACACCAGAAAAAAGAGAACGUGCAGAAUGGGCCCGCGUGUUCGGGUUCAACUCUGACCCAAUUGGACGUGUCGAUCUGGCAACAGUGGUUGUGUUCAGCUGCAUAUACUCGCUUGGCCUCAUUAUCAUGGUUUACCUCGUCAUCAACCGACGUUAUCCGCCAUUGCGAGCCAAAGGUGUCAUGUUCUUUGUCCUGAUGUAUCUUGCGUCAGUUAUGUGGUUUAUUGGCGAUCUGCUGGCAGGCCAGCCACUGCGUAGGUGUGCGGUGAAUAUUGCCUGGCUGCGUGCAUCAUUCGGCGCAAUUCUGGUUCAACAGCUGGUUGUUGUCCGACAGUUCUCGCUCUACUACAUGUUUGUAUUGGGCAGACCAUUCCGGGGCAAGGUUGUCUACAUAACCUAUGCAACUGUACUGCUUCUGGCCACAUUGGGUGCACUAGUGAUAACAGUACUGCCGCACCGCAUGACAUUCUGGUACCUGCCGUACAUUGACAUCUGCUUUGUAGCCGACAGAUUCCAGCACGCAAUCAUUGUUAUUGUCUGGUUGCUGUGGGGCGUGGUUGCUGUUGUAAACUUGCAGCUGAGUAGGGUCAGCAUGGUCUUUGGCGAGUUCCGAGACGUGGUCAUUUUGAUGGCUAUUUCACUGAUCACGGUCAUUGUCAACACUGUGUCGAUGCUUGCUGUACAGUACUUUCCGAUACACCUGGCAUGGCGCACGGCGGUUGUUUACACGGAUCACAUUUGCGUCAACCUGCAAUUGUACUUACUGCUGGGCUUCCAUCAUGAGAGCUACUUGCAGUACUGGUCCGAGGUGCUUAUUGGCGAAGGGGGACGAUUUGCAGCAUACUAUUCGACUGGUGUUGGUUCUGGGGGCAUAGAGAGCAAACCUGGAACCGUAUCGUCGCUGUCAUCUGACCCCUACACUGUGUAGGAGAUUUUUUGUGAAAUAAGCAUAGCGG
Molecule: messenger RNA, 1008 nt
Organism: Linderina pennispora
Lineage: Eukaryota; Fungi; Kickxellomycota; Kickxellomycetes; Kickxellales; Kickxellaceae
Exons: 3
Coding region: 39-980 (313 amino acids)
Source: RefSeq, a predicted model, not a curated record